AUGUCAGCCGGCGCGCCGCUCGCGGCUAAUGAGAGAGCCGCCGCUCUGGCGUUUAGCCCGCUGCCGCUGUAUCAAGACCCUCAGCCCCCGGUCUAUUGCCGGCUCUCUGGCCCUCUCGCCGCCAGCCCGCCUGCCGACUCGAAAAGCGCACAGGACGGGUCUCGGGCGUUCCUGAUCCCGUUCUCGGUGAUGCUGGUGAUCGCCGGCCUGCCGCUGAUGUUCAUGGAGCUGAGCUUCGGGCAGUUCGCCAGCCUGGGCCCGGUGGCCAUCUACCAGGCGUUCUGCCCGCUGUUCCGCGGCCUCGGCUACGGCAUGGUGAUCGUGUCGGCCAUCGUGAUGCUCUACUACAACCUCAUCAUCGCCUGGACCAUCUUCUACAUGUUCGCGUCGCUGCGGCCCGUGCUGCCCUGGCAGAACUGCGAGCCCGAGUGGAGCACCGACACGUGCUACUCGUACGAGGAGGCGGACGCGUGCGCGGCGCUCAACGGCACCUACUUCCGGCAGCGGUGCUACAACGCCAGCGAGGCAGCCGCCGCCAACAUAUCGGGGCUGGCGGAGCGCGCCAGCCGACGCCCUCCCGCCGAGGAAUACUUCACAAAUUAUGUUCUGGGGCUAUCGGAUGGCAUUGAGUACACUGGUGAAGUUCGACUGUCCAUGGCGACAUGCCUGCUGAUGGCGUGGGUAAUUGUCUUCCUGUGCUUAUGCAAAGGGGUGCAAUCGUCGGGGAAGGUGGUUUACUUCACUGCACUCUUCCCAUAUGUGGUACUGGUUCUUCUGUUUGUCAGAGGAGUAACUCUACCAGGUGCUUCCACUGGAAUUCUUUUCUACCUUACUCCAGAUUGGAACCGUUUGGCUAAUGCUCAGGUCUGGGGAGAUGCUGCAGUGCAGAUAUUUUUUGCAUUGAGUCCAGCUUGGGGAGGUCUCAUUACUCUUGCAUCCUACAACAAAUUCUCCAACAACUGUUACAAGGAUUCGCUUAUUGUGGCCAUAUCAAACAUACUGACAUCAUUCUUUGCUGGCCUGGUCAUUUUUUCUGUGAUUGGAUUCCUUGCUCAUGAGUUGAAUGUGGAAGUAAAAAAAGUUGUGGAUCAGGGUGCAGGACUAGCCUUCAUUGUUUAUCCAGAAGUGGUGACACACUUACCUGUCUCACCUUUGUGGUCCUUGCUUUUCUUUGUGAUGUUACUCACACUGGGCCUCGACUCACAGUUUGCUCUAAUGGAGACUGUUACAACAGCCCUGCUUGACCGUUUUCCAAGUCUGAGGGGCUACAAGAUAUGGGUGGUUAUGGUAGUGUCUGUCUUUGGAUACUUUGGUGGCCUUAUAUUUACAACAAAUAGUGGUAUGUACUGGCUCCAAUUGGUGGACAAAUAUGCAGCCAACUGGUCAGUCCUAUUGAUAGCUAUUGUGGAAUGUAUUAUCAUUUCCUGGGUCUAUGGUGCUAACAGGUUUCUUGCCGAUAUACAGGAAAUGAUUGGUCCACAAUCAGAAACAUGGAAGUUUUUUUGGAGGUGGAUGUGGAAAAUUGUAACUCCUGCAGCCUUAUUGUUCAUUUUGUUCUUCAAUUGGAUUGAGUAUGCUCCAGUGAGUUAUGGAGAUUACAAGUAUCCAAGAUGGGCAGAUGGUGUUGGAUGGGCUAUUGGUGUCUUUCCUGUAUGUGUUAUUAUUGGAAUGGGCAUUAUGAAGAUCCACUCUGUAACAGAAGGAACAUUUACCGAGAAAAUACGUUUCUUAGUCCGACCAACUGGUGACUGGGGCCCAGCACAUUGUCGUGCAAGCAACCCUCCAACAUAUGAGAGUGUGAGGAACACUAUUGUUUUGGUCAAUGGCCUUCCUGUGAUAAGAGAAUCUGCUUCAGCUGCUGCUCCCGGACAUGACCCAUCAGAUCCUUUAGCGGACAAUCGUCUCUGAGAGUGGGCCCCACCCGGGCCAGCACCGCAGCCCGGGCCUAGUAUCCUCAAGAAAACAGCUGUAUCAGGUGUGCGAGAAGCGGCUGAAGCCCAUCCAGUAUAGUGAUAAAAUUAAGUACACCAGCAGAACUACAAAUGAUUAAUCUUUCCCCAUUAUGGGAUACCGAGAUUAUUAUGUCUCACUUAAUAAGUGGGAUAACAUUAAAGAGAAAAGACAUACAUCAUCUGAUGAAAUAUUUGUGUAUUUUUGGGAUUUGUUUGAGGUACAGAAGGGAAGUAAAGAGUUUUCUUUUCUGUCCCUCUAACAGUCAAAGCUAGAAACAUUUUUUUAUUUAUUAUUCCACUUCCUAACCAUUGUGGACAUAAUAUUGAAUUUAUAUUUUUACAGCUGCUGGAAGUAUAUGUUUGAAUUGACAGAGUUGACUGAUUGUUGUUAUCUUCAAGAUAUUUAUGUGUGGCCUCAUUAUAAGACUUGUAAAAGUGAAAAAUGUUCCAGUAUUGACUCCUUCAGUGUGCCUAUGUGCACACAUAUUGUGGGAGCUGAAAACAAAUCAGGAAUUACAUGUAAAGUGUUGCAGAGUGGUUAAUUUCUGUGGUGAUAUGUGAUAAUAUGAGGUGUCACGUAUACCUCCUCCUAGUACACUAAAUGUGGAUCCAGCAGGUCUGUGUACUACACAUUAAGUGGGUGUUAGGUGCUACUGUAGGAUAACAAGGGAACUUAUUCAACACUACAGUAAGAACCUGAAAGGUUCUUUCAUCAAAGAUGAAACAUUAAGAAAGCUCCAUAAAGAAAUUGUGGAUCAUAUUUUGAGAGCUAUCAUUUUUCAGCUUCUUCUGAGGUCAGGCAAUGGCUUGCAGCCAUUACAAACACCACAAUACUGGAAAUCUGGAGAUAAAUGUGGUUUGUCAUUGCAGACAGUUUCUAUUAAAAGAAAACAAUAUAAGGGUGUCAGUGCAGUUAGUAAAUAGCAGUGCAGUGACUGACAAGCUCUGGAAAAGUUUUACAAGUGAACUUAAUUUGCAUCAGUUAGUAAGUACCCUGUAGAUUUACAAGGUACAAUUUGUCAAAUAGAAACCACUGUCCCAUACCAAAUAGAAAAAAAUAAUCCUCUCCCUCUAGGCACAAGUGCUACAUAUUUGGUACGAAGAUAGAGAAGUGAUUCAUUAGUGAAUCAAUUAACUGUGCUGUGAUCAAAUCAUCUCAUUAUCGAAGUUAAAAGAGAAAGUAGAAAGAACACAAUUAUUUACACUGCUCAUAAUAAAAUAAGAAUAAGGUGACUUAAGAUAUUCUAGGAGAAAGUAUAGAUUUAUAUGUAGACCUUCACUGUAAAAACUGGAAUCGAGUAAUUAAUGUGUUAAACUACAAAAAAUUUUAUGGAGUUGUUGCUAAACAAAAGAUUAAGGAGUUUAUAGGAAUGGGUGGAAAGGCUAGCAUUGUUAUCAGCUGUAGGAUCAAAUAGAUGAUUGUUGAAGUUAUCAAACAUAUAUAUAUAUAUACAUAUAUAUAGCCUUUUAUUUUGUGUGAAUCAGAUGGUCUGUAAUAAUAAAUUAUUGUUGACAUGGAGGAAACCAAAAUACAUAGGAACAUUAACACUGGAGAUUUGCGAGCAAGAACAAGUUAAACAAAAAAAUCUAUAUUUGCCAUUUAUAAUAAAAAGCAGUGAAGAGCUGAAUGUAAAUAUGAACCCAUUUAUAUGAAAAAGUGACUAGUUUUAUCCCUGUAACAGGUAACUGUCAGAGGAUUUCAUAGAUAUUGGUACAGAUUUUUAUAGAUAACUGUGUUAUCAUUUCAAAUAUUCUGUAUGUUAUUUAGAGAAAUAAAUUUAUUGUUUUUGUUACUGUAAAACUUUCAGUUUGACCCAUGCCAAUAAAUAUAUAUACUUUGCAUAAAAUUACAAGGACAGUAAGUUUUGACUACACCAAGUGAAUUUAUGAGAUUCUUGGUGGUAUUCAUUAUUAUAAAGAAAAAGAAAGUGCAAUGUUAUUUUCUGAUGUAUUUGUUAUGAUGUGAAUGAAAUUGUGGAACAUCUGUUUCUUUUCUGUGGAGUACAGUUGUGUGAGUGGUGCACACUUGUGUAUAUUUACUAGCAUAAAUGUAGAGCUAAUGAAAGUUAUAUUUCACCAUUCAAAUUUGGAAUAAAUGUGUAAUACAGAUUCUCCUAUUGUUGGUAUACUGCAGUGGAAAAAGAUAUCAAUAUAAACAAAUGACACAAACUUUUUAAUGACAAAAGAAUAUAAGGUUACCUUUAAUGAGAAUAGAGCUGCUUUCCUUCAACAGCAAAGGAUUACAUCAUAUUUAAUCCUGAGGCUUGUUGUAUAAUUUUCUUAGUACUUUAUUUUAUAGCCAUAUUGAGGCAAAAAGUAGCUCAGUUGCCUGCUGAU
Molecule: messenger RNA, 4289 nt
Organism: Schistocerca cancellata (South American locust)
Lineage: Eukaryota; Metazoa; Arthropoda; Insecta; Orthoptera; Acrididae
Product: sodium- and chloride-dependent glycine transporter 2-like
Exons: 11
Coding region: 1-1908 (635 amino acids)
Biological process (GO): sodium ion transmembrane transport
Cellular component (GO): membrane
Source: RefSeq, a predicted model, not a curated record